UUGUGGCAUUACAGGGGCCUUCUUUGCUUUAAUCUGAACGGCUUAGUUCUUCUUGUCUUUGCUCGCGUUAGUUCAUCGAAAAACGAUGAUAGCGAGAAUCCGUAUGAAGGUGAAGAAACCAUGCCCAUAUUGAAUUGGCUCAUAACUGGGGCCUCCAAUGGCCUUGGCCUUGCCCUCGCUCUAGAAGUACUGAAAGCAGGGCACAAAGUCAUCGCCACUGCCCGAAACGUCACCAAAGCGUCCGCCGCGCAUCCUGAAAUCGAGCAGCUCGGCGGAUCCUGGCUGCAACUGGACGUGAAUAAGUCAGACACGAAACUUAUCGUGGAGAGUGCCGUGUGCGACUUGUUCGGCGGUAGAAUUGAUGUCCUCGCCAAUAAUGCUGGGUACUCGAUAUUAGGCAGUAUAGAAGAUCUCAGCGAGAAAGAGAUUGAAGACCAAUUUAAUACCAAUUUAUAUGGCCCCAUACGUACGAUCAAAGCGGCUUUACCGAGCAUGCGUGCGCAACGAAGCGGUGUCAUUGUGAAUGUAAGCUCAAUUGCUGCACUGGAUCCACGACCGUCUGGAGGCAUAUAUGGAGCAAGUAAAUCGUCCUUGGAAAAUCUAUCAGAAGCUCUGUGUUUGGAACUUGCCCCAUUUAAUAUUCGUGUGCUGAUCGUGAUCCCUGGCGGAUUCCGAACUGAUUUUCUGUCCGGCAAUCUCGAGCCAGAGGCCCCUAUGACAAAGGACUACGAGGGAACUCCGCUGCAUGCUACUCUUAAUUCCUUCCGCGCUUACAAUGGCAACCAGCCUGGUGACCCUGCCAAAGGGAUGAGACGGGUUGUAGAAGUGGUGGAAGGUACUGGAUUAGGAGAAGGCAAACAAGGGCUUUUAAGAUUACCCCUGGGCGCAGAUUGCCUUGAAAGGGCGUAUUCUAAAGUUAGCGCUUUGCAGAGAGAUUUAGAUGGGUUCGACAGUAUAGCAAGGUCGACGAAUUUGGACUGA
Talaromyces stipitatus ATCC 10500 is the source of this 981-nucleotide messenger RNA. Its product is annotated as short chain oxidoreductase/dehydrogenase, putative. Bases 121 to 981 code for a protein of 286 amino acids. The record is from RefSeq and is a predicted model, not a curated record. NCBI's taxonomy places the organism in Eukaryota, Fungi, Ascomycota, Eurotiomycetes, Eurotiales, Trichocomaceae. Gene Ontology annotation, molecular function: oxidoreductase activity. The transcript is spliced from 3 exons.